Messenger RNA from Poecilia reticulata (guppy), 5362 nucleotides. Lineage: Eukaryota; Metazoa; Chordata; Actinopteri; Cyprinodontiformes; Poeciliidae. The record is from RefSeq and is a predicted model, not a curated record.
AGCGCAUCUUUGCCAUCUCACACGCAUCUAUGUAAUAUGAGGAUGGGAUCAGUUGUAGUAUUUCUUCCGGGUUGAGGAAAUCAAGGGAGGGAUGAGCAGAGAUGCUGCCAGUGCACAUCAGCAGCCAGCCGGGCUUCUAUCUCCCAGUCAGACAGACAGCGGCAGAGGCAGCACGUCCACACGGGAGAGAGACAGCAGCGCUCACGGCGCAGCAGAGGCACUGAAGACUGAACUGACACUCACACCCCCAGCCUUCUCAAAUGGAUUUAAUUAUGUUGUAGCGAUUUUUGAGUCUGGAAGGCGUCCUUUUAGAUCAGAAAAAAAAGAGACGCGCAGACUGGCUGAAUUUUUAGGUGCCUGGUUCGUCUCGACCGUUCUCAGGGAGCCACUCUCCCCACAUCGUUAGCUCGCUAAGCUAGCUAGCCCGCUAACUUAGCGGUGAUACUUUGUACCGUAUCAACGUCAGUUUUCUGCCUCGGAGCUAGCCUGCGGUCUUUUGCGCCACGGCGGCAGAUUGACGUGACCCGUCACGACAGGAGCAUGUUUGAGUGACACGUAAAGGAGGAAGUGGGAUCCCUGAGGCUCCGGCCCUCUCUGCCGGUGGAGCGCCCUGCACAUCUGGCCAGAGGCCCUCGAGUCACUAGGACAGGAUGCGAAAGUUUGCCUACUGUAAGGUGGUUUUAGCCACCUCUCUGGUCUGGGUGAUGCUGGACAUGUUCAUUCUGCUCUACUUCAGCGAGUGCAACAAGUGCGAUGACAAAAAGGAGAGAGGACUGCCCGGGAGAGAUGAUGGCCUGUCCAGACCGCGGGACGGGCCUGGUGAAGGCGGGAAGCCGGUGGUGAUCCCUAAAGAGAACCAGGAGAAAAUGAAGGAAAUGUUCAAGAUCAACCAGUUCAACCUCAUGGCCUCUGAGAUGAUCGCGCUCAACCGCUCACUGCCUGAUGUUCGUCUGGAGGGGUGCAAGAACAAGCUAUACCCCGAUAAUCUUCCUCGCACCAGCGUGGUGAUCGUAUUUCACAAUGAAGCUUGGAGUACACUGCUGCGAACCGUCCACUCGGUUAUUGAUCGGUCUCCGCACACACUGCUGGAGGAGAUUGUCCUGGUGGACGAUGCCAGCGAGAGAGAUUUUCUGAAACGGCCGCUGGAGCAGUACGUCAGAAAGUUAGAAGUGCCUGUCAGAGUGGUGAGGAUGGAGCAGCGGUCCGGACUCAUCCGCGCUCGCCUCAAAGGGGCUUCCAUCUCUACCGGCCAGGUCAUCACCUUCCUGGACGCUCAUUGUGAAUGCACCACAGGGUGGCUAGAGCCUCUGCUGGCCCGCAUCAAACAGGACAAGAAAACUGUUGUGUGCCCCAUCAUCGACGUCAUCAGCGACGACACGUUCGAGUACAUGGCAGGGUCCGACAUGACGUACGGAGGCUUCAACUGGAAGCUCAACUUCCGCUGGUACCCCGUGCCCCAGAGGGAGAUGGACCGCCGCAAAGGAGACCGCACGCUACCCGUCAGGACUCCCACCAUGGCGGGCGGCUUGUUCUCCAUAGACAGGGAUUAUUUUCAGGUGAUCGGCACGUAUGACGCAGGCAUGGACAUCUGGGGCGGAGAAAACCUGGAAAUCUCUUUCAGAGUGAGCGAACGCAGCCAAGUGUUCAGCAGUCUUGACCGCCUUCAGGCAGUUCUCCACGUUAAUGCGUGGGUGUCUGUGUUUGCGUCUCCAGGCGUGACCAAGGUGGACUACGGUGACAUCUCAACUCGCUCUGCUCUGAGACAAAAGCUCCAGUGUAAACCCUUCAGCUGGUAUUUGGAGAACGUCUACCCUGACUCCCAGAUCCCCCGGCACUAUUACUCGCUGGGAGAGAUCCGUAACGUGGAGACCAACCAGUGCCUGGACAACAUGGCCCGCAAGGAAAAUGAGAAGGUUGGCAUUUUCAACUGCCACGGCAUGGGAGGCAACCAGGUUUUCUCCUACACAGCCAACAAGGAGAUCCGGACAGAUGACUUGUGUUUAGACGUCUCCAAACUGAACGGACCCGUCAUGAUGCUCAAGUGUCAUCACCUUAAAGGCAACCAGCUGUGGGAAUACGAUCCUGUGAAGCUGACUCUGGUCCACGUCAACAGCAACCAGUGCCUGGACAAGGCCAGCGAGGAGGACAGCCAGGUGCCCAGUGUCAGAGACUGCACACACUCGCGCUCCCAACAGUGGCUGCUGCGCAACGUCACACUACCCGAGGUCUUCUGACCGCACUCCGCACACUCCCAGGCGUACACUCCCACACACACACACAGCGGCCCAGAGCGACCGGUCAGACGAGCGGGCAUGUUUUAUUCAACUCGGGCACGAGGACAGAGACUUCCCCGGAGGGGAUUCAGGAGGACGGAUGGGACGGUACUACCUCUGCCAGAGACCAGAGGACGGAGAGUCUUUAAGCUUCCUCAGAGCGAACAGAGAGGACUGUAGAGACUCCCUCUAAGAGACCAUAUCUGUUGUUUUACAUUUGUUUUGUUUUUGUUUUUUUUUUAAGAAGAGAUUUUAAGAGUGACUGGCUCUAGAACCGUGGAGUGGAGGUUCUGCACACAGCUUCCCCUCAGCUCAUCACUUAACGUUUACUGACUGCCUGCGAUCAGUGUGUGUGUGCGUGUGUGCGUGUGUGUCUGUGUGUGUGUGUGUGUGCGUGCACUUAUCUUCUGUUUGACCCGAGAUGAAUGUAUGCUUUUAGAAGGGGGCGGCCUGAACAUUUUAUUUUUAUUUUCCUUAAGUUCCUGUUUGUUUGUUUUUUAUUUAAUUUUAUAACGGACAUUGAACGUGAACUCUUAUGAAGAAGGAUGCAUGUUUGACUGCGUGUGUGUGUGUGUGUGUGUGUGUGUGUGUGAGAGAGAGAUUACGUCUUGUGCGUGUGGACGUGUCAAAGCCCCUCCCUGCAGUCUUGCAGCAGUGUAUGUCCCCCUCUGGUGUUGCGUCUCGGUAUCUCAUCUUAUAGACUGAAGCAUCCAAGCUGAGGAGGGAGGGAACGUAAUAUAAACAAAAAAAAAAAAGAGAGAGAAAACUCAACCCGACGUCUGCCAACAGCAGAAAUGUAGAGAUAUAGAAAUAUGUUUGUGAUAUCUUCAGAUUUCUAUGUCCGGUUUUUACAUGCCUUGUCUGUUUCUACCGUUUCAGUAAUUUUUAGUUUUUCUUUAAGGAUGUUCAACGUACAGCCAACGCACUCGCGAAAAAACACAUCAACAAGCUACUUAAUAUUUAUCUGAUACCUUCUGCCUACCGUAGUGUUUAACCGUCUGAAACUCUCCUACGAAACACUACAACGCCACACGCUCUCUCCUAAAGGCAGUUCAUACAGGUGCAUCGCAGUAAAUAAGAAUAUCAUCAAACAUAUUUCACUAAUUCAGUUUUAAAAACAAAACUACGUUAGCGUAGAUUCCUUUACCAUGUUGAUUUAAAUCAAAUAUUAUUUUUGAUACUUCAGGCUUACAGCUAAUAAAACCCCAAAGUCUCUGGAAAUUAAAAUAUUAUGUUGAACCAAAAAAAGCAGAUUUUUGCAGCAGAACGUUUGCAGCGUAGCACGGAGGCUGCAACAGGCUGGCAGCUCUCAUCUCGCCUACGUUGGUGUUUCUCAUCCUCUUAAUAACUCUCCACAGAUUGUUUAUGAACAUGUCCUGCUGGUAAAUGAAGUAAAGCUUUUCAAUGGGAAGCAUGAUGGGCUCUAAGAGACAGCUGUGCUGACUUUAGACUUGGAAUAAUGGACUAACACCAGCAGACGACAGUAGAUUCCCAAAUCACUGCUGACUGGGGAAACUUCCCAAAGGAGCAACUUUUAUUCUCAUCACUCCGGGAACCUGAUUCCUAAAUGAAAUCCAAACUUUUAUUUAAUCUGAGAAGAGGGCUUUGGUCCACACCUCAGAGAUUAUCCUCGUCUUUCUGACACUUUUUUCCUUCCACUAAACUUUCCAUUUAUAUGUUUGGAUACAUAUCUCUGAACAGCCAGCUUGGUUGUAGCAAUGAGCUUUUGUGGCAUAUCCACAUGGAGGCUGUCAGCGUCGCUCUGCUAGACAACAAUCCAGUCAGCGAUCUUCCCUGUGUUGUUGUUGUUGUUGGUUUGACGUAAUAUUUAAAUCUUUUGGGAAGCUGAAUUUUUUUUUGGGGGCGGGGGGGUUUCAUUAGCUGGACACCGUAAUCGUUAAAAUAAAAAGUAAGAAUCACUGUGUGCAACAAAGUUUGAGUUACUGAAAUAAAUCGACUAUUUAUUGGUGAAUCUCGUUUGCUGAGACGCAAACGCUUUUCGCCCCAUCGACCUUUUUCGGAAAAUACACUCCGAGAGCCUCUGUUCUGCCGCGGUGUGUGUUGGAUGCAUCUGUGCGGGUGUGAAUGUGCUUCUCUUCAGCUCUUCUCCCGGUUUGUCAGCUCCAUGUUUACUAGGUCAAACGUGAUUUUUGUUUUUGUUUUUGGAAGAACCCAUACAGCUGAUCGAGGAUCAGCACGUCUCGUGUGCGCGUAUUCAUUUCUGCAGCUGCCGUUAGGAUUCAUCAGCAGCGUUUACUUGGUGUUUUAGGAAAAUUAAGCGGUGAGAAGAUGAGAGUGGAGCGACGAGAAGGAGCAGAUGAUAUAUCUGAAUUCAUAAUCAUGUCUUUUUUUUUUUCUUUCUUUUGCAAGUUUACCGGCAGUAUUUCUACGUUCAUAUUUCAGAGAACUGAACCAUGUCAUUAUCAUUUCAACCAUCAUACUGUGUUUUUUUUGUUGUUGUUUUUGUUGUGUUGUCACUCCUGCUGCUGUACGUCAGAGCUGGAGUCGUUUUGUAAAGGUUUGAAACAUUUCAGCUUCCUCCAGUGGAGGAAGGGUUUACACGGCAGAGAGAGAGAGAGAGAGAGGAGGCCAUCGACUGGACUUUCAUAUCUGAGCGAGUGACUGUGACGAUGUUUUUGAUAGUGAGACCGAGGGAGUGUAUCAUUUGUUCCCAUGUGGGAGAGGGCGGGGGGGCAGGGAAGAGAGAGCGGGGUUAAAAAGAACUGACAUGUCCAGGCUUCCACACUGAGCUGAUCCAAAUGUAGAAAAUAAAGGUGAAAAGGUUUACAGAAGAACUCGAGGAGUGUGUUGAUUUUUUGCAUUUGCAUUUAUUUUUCCCAAUAAUCGCAGUUCAUCUCUGCCAACUCUUUUCUCCCACUUAUGCCAAAAUCUGCAGCUCCAGUCAGAAACGUGUCGUCAUUAACAGCAGGAAUGUCAGAUUAAACGUUUGGGUUUAAUGAUUCAUUUUACUCUUCCAGGUUGUGAUGAUCAUCUCAGGCUGUCCGCUGUGCGUCUUCCUGUUCUCUCUCUGUAACCUGUCGUCUCUGGCAACUGACAGAAUAAAGGUCGCCAAACCCGAAAAACAAGAA